AUGGAUAAAGUUAUAUAUAUUAAGGAAGUUAAGAAAGCUUGCGAUGGUUUGAUAAAUUACUACAAAGGAUCUGAUAAGGUCAAGAAGGUUAGAUUACAAACCUUGAAGAGAAAAUAUGAAUUGCUGCAGAUGGAAACUACUGAAACAAUAUCAGAUUUUUUCUCAAAUACAUUGAAUCUUGUCAAUGAGAUGAAGGUUAAUGGUGAUACAAUAGAAGACUCUGCAAUUAUAGAGAAGAUUUUACGUAGCUUACCUAAAAAAUUUGAAUCAAAAGUUACUGCAAUAGAAGAAUUUGAAGAAGCAUUACAGAGUCAAGUCAGAUGGACUAACAAUCAAGGAAAUUCAAAUUCUGGAGGAAGACCUAAUAAUGGAAGCUAUCAAGGAAGAUAUAAUACUGGAGGAAGAUCAAAUAAUGGAAGUUAUCAGGGAAGAAGGCCAACAGUUGCUAAUAACUACCAAGCAAACUUCAAAGCAAACUUCAAAGCAAACAUAGCUGGAAGUCAAGAAGAAGAAGAAGAAGAAGAAGAAGAAGAAAAAGCUGAAAAUAUGUCGUUGGCUUGUCAUACACUUGAAGAAAAACCUCAACAUAAGUGGUAUUCAGAUACACGUUGCAGUAAUCAUUUCUGUGGAAGAAAAGAUUUGUUUGACAAUCUUGAUUAA
Papaver somniferum (opium poppy) is the source of this 660-nucleotide messenger RNA. RefSeq lists its product as uncharacterized. The coding region runs from base 1 to 660 and encodes 219 amino acids. NCBI's taxonomy places the organism in Eukaryota, Viridiplantae, Streptophyta, Magnoliopsida, Ranunculales, Papaveraceae. The transcript has 3 exons. The record is from RefSeq and is a predicted model, not a curated record.